This is a messenger RNA of Rhododendron vialii, 2151 nucleotides long. Its product is annotated as ABC transporter G family member 26. Gene Ontology annotation, molecular function: ATP hydrolysis activity; ATP binding; ABC-type transporter activity. The coding region runs from base 115 to 2151 and encodes 678 amino acids. NCBI's taxonomy places the organism in Eukaryota, Viridiplantae, Streptophyta, Magnoliopsida, Ericales, Ericaceae. The transcript is spliced from 9 exons. Gene Ontology annotation, cellular component: membrane. The record is from RefSeq and is a predicted model, not a curated record.
GGCAAGAUUUUGGUUUGUCACAGUUGAUUCACUACAUCACACCCUUGAUGGACUACCCCAUUAAAAAGAAAGUUUUCAACUUCUUCAAGCUUUGAUCAAUACUCUUCCAAGAAAAUGGAAGUCGGGAGGCAAGAUGAGAUCCAUGACGUUUCACUAACCGCUCCAAACAUGGGUUCCAUGCACAUGGAGUUCAUGUCUCAAGCCUACCUCAGAAACAGAAGCUGCUCAGAGAUCGAUAUCGAGGUCGAAACCCCAGAAACAAAUCUAGAUCACCCCCUCCCCAUAUUCCUCAAGUUUUUUGAUGUGGUGUACAAAGUGAGAAUUAGGCAAGCUUCUUCCGAAAAUCCGGUGAAGGCAGUGGUUUCAACGGUGGCCUCACAGCUGAACAUGGAACAGGACAAUCACAAGCACAUACUCAAGGGGAUAACAGGAAGCAUUGGCCCUGGGGAAAUCCUUGCCUUGAUGGGUCCUUCUGGUAGUGGGAAAACUACUUUGCUGAAGAUACUAGGAGGAAGAUUGCAUGAAAAUGUUAGGGGAACCAUUACUUACAACGACAUUCCGUAUAGUCCUGCUCUUAAAAGGAGGAUCGGAUUUGUGACACAAGAUGAUGUGCUCUUCCCACAAUUGACAGUGGAGGAAACCCUAGUUUUUUCUGCAUUUCUAAGGCUUCCAAGCAGCAUGAGCCGACGACAAAAAUAUGAGCGAGUUGAGAUGAUUAUUAAGGAACUUGGCCUUGAAAGAUGCCGCCACACAAGAGUAGGAGGAGCAUUUGUCAAAGGGAUUUCAGGAGGAGAAAGAAAAAGGACCAGUAUUGGGUAUGAAAUUCUUGUUGAUCCUUCACUACUAUUGCUUGAUGAACCGACUUCAGGCCUUGAUUCAACCACUGCAAAUAGACUCCUUCAGAUCCUUCAGGGUCUUGCUAAGGCAGGAAGAACAAUAAUCACAACAAUCCACCAGCCGUCCAGCAGGAUGUUUCACACGUUCGACAAAGUUCUGCUGAUAUCAGAAGGCUACCCUGUGUACUAUGGUAAAGCUAGAGACUCGUUGGACUACUUCUCGUCUCUGAGAUUCAUCCCAGAUAUAGCCAUGAAUCCGGCAGAGUUCUUGUUAGAUUUAGCAACUGGACAAGUGCUUGACAUUAGGGUGCCUGAGGAUUUACGCGCAUCCCAAGGCACUGCUGAUCCCGAGAGGGCUGUAAUCAAAUAUCUACAACUCAAGUACAAAUCUUUAUUGGAGCCGAAAGAGAAGGAAGAGAAUCAUCAGAAAGCCAGGGCAUCAGAUCAACUGCGCUUCGGAAUUCAAGUUAAGAAGGAUUGGACAAUAAGUUGGUGGGAACAGUUUGUGAUUUUGUCCAAGAGAACAUUUAUAGAGAGAUGGAGAGACUACUUCGAUAAACUACGUCUAGUCCAAGCACUUGGAGUUGCACUCUUGUUAGGCCUACUUUGGUGGAAAUCAAAAUACGGAACCGAAGCUCAACUCAGAGAUCAGAUUGGUUUGAUGUUCUACAUAUGCAUUUUCUGGACAUCUUCCUCGUUGUUUGGAGCUGUGUACGUCUUCCCAUUCGAGAAGACCUAUUUGGUGAAAGAAAGGAAAGCCGAUAUGUACAGAUUAAGCGUGUAUUAUGCGUGUAGCACCUUAUGUGACAUGUUGGCUCAUGUAUUCUAUCCUUGUUUAUUUAUGGGCAUUGUUUACUUCAUGGCUGGAUUCAAGAGAACAGUCACAUGCUUCUUCAUGACCUUGUCUGCAGUUCUUCUGAUAGCUAUUACAAGCCAAGGGGCUGGAGAAAUGUUUGGUGCUGCAGUUCUUAGUAUUAAAACAGCUGGGAUGAUUGCUUCUUUGGUUUUGAUGCUGUUUCUUCUCACAGGAGGUUACUAUGUUCAGCACAUACCAAAAUUUAUGCGCUGGAUGAAGUACGUAUCCUUCAUGUACUACGGAUUUAGGCUUCUGCUGAAAGUGCAAUACUCAGGAGAUGAACUAUAUGAUUGUGAAAGCAAAGGAGGAUGCAGAAGUUUGCAGAGUUCCCCUUCAUUCGACACGGUGAACUUGAGUGGUGGACUAGAAGAAGUCUGGGUCCUACUUGCCAUGGCUCUAGGUUACCGCCUCUGUGCGUACAUUUGCCUUCGCAGAAGAAUUAACGCGUGUAAUCUCUGA